Molecule: messenger RNA, 10534 nt
Organism: Entelurus aequoreus (snake pipefish)
Lineage: Eukaryota; Metazoa; Chordata; Actinopteri; Syngnathiformes; Syngnathidae
Gene: ep300a
Product: E1A binding protein p300 a
Exons: 31
Coding region: 459-8843 (2794 amino acids)
Biological process (GO): positive regulation of transcription by RNA polymerase II
Cellular component (GO): histone acetyltransferase complex; transcription regulator complex; nucleus
Molecular function (GO): chromatin DNA binding; transcription coactivator activity; histone acetyltransferase activity
Source: RefSeq, a predicted model, not a curated record
GCAGCACCAGCGGAGCACCAUCACUUGGCAGGCGAACGAGCCACUUGUACCCGACCCACUCCGCUGGAAAGGAGGCUAGAAAUGACGGAUGCGGCCAUGGAAGAGACACACAGGGACGGUGUAUUGACAUCCCAGGAAGCCGUGCAAGUUUAGCGUGGAAGUAACUACCUCUUCACUUCCACCGACUCUUUCCUCCUCCUUCUCCGGCAGGCAGAAAUUUAUAAAGAAGAAAAAAUCCGCCGAGGGAGGGAGGAGGAGGGGGGUUGAUUAUACGCCGAAGCUGAAAUCGAGAGGCGAACCCAGGGAAAGAGUCAUUCGUACACGGGACUUUCCCCCUCUUAAUCCCCCUAAAGGAGGGGGAAAAGUCGCAAUAUUGGAUACAAAACGGAAUGAGCUUCUAACGGCGUGAAAACGCCCUCAAUUGUGAAUACUUUAUAUAUUUUUAUUCCGAGAAAAAUAUGGCCGAGAACGUUCUGGACUCUGGCCCGCCUUCAGCCAAGAGGCCUAAGCUCUCCUCUCCGGCACUUUCCGCCUCUGCCAGCGACGGAAACGAUUUUGGCUCACUGUUUGACUUGGAGCAUGACCUGCCAGAUGAGCUCAUCAGCACUAAUGAACCAGGCCUUGUCAAUGGGGGAGAUCUCAACCAGUUGCACACCACGCUGGGGGGAGGCCCUGGGGUUCUGGGUCCUGGUGGAGGUCCAGGAGGAAUGGGAUUUGGCCUUGGUCCAGGAGGAGGGACUGGAGGUAUCAGUGGAGGCCAGGAUGCAGUGGCCAAGCAUAAACAGCUGUCGGAGCUGCUGCGCUCAGGUGCGCCAACGUCCAACCCACAGGGGCUCCAAGGGGCCCUGGGGAGCCCAGGAGGGCCCACUGCUAUUGGGCAACACAUGGCAAAUAUGAAGGCAUGCCCUGGCCAGUUACCUCAGCAGACAAUGGGGCAGCAGCACCUCUCUCCUCAGCAGCAGGCAAGCAUGAUGCAGCAGAAUGCCGUAGCUGGAAUGAUGGGCGGUAUGAACAGGGCCAUGAUGGCGGCGCAGCAGAAAGGAAAUAACGGACAGUCGCAACCAGGCAUGAUGGGGAACCAGGUGAUGAAUGGUACUCCAAGGAUGGGCUUUGGGAAUCAAGGGAUGGGGGGCAACAGCAACCUGUUGGCCGAAACGUUACAGCAGCAGGCAGGUGCAGGCCAGGGAGGCAUCAGAGGCCAACAACCAGGAGUGCUGAACAAGAUGGCAAUGAUGGGCAACCAGGGGGUUCCCUUUGGAGGACCAUAUGCGGGGCAGGGGAAUCAAGGACUUGGUGCUGCAGGGCUGGGCUCGCAACAUCAGAACAAACGUCCCUUAGCUAACAACAUAGCUCAAUUCAAUGUGGACAAGAAGAGUCAGCCCAUGCAAGGAAUGGCCACCAUGGGCUCCCAGCAGUCACAGUCAGGUGUUGGCGUACCCUCAGUUGCACCUGUAGGAGGGGCAUCUGGCAUGGUUCCCAAUGCUCAGGGAGGUCUGGUCGGUCCUGGUACCCAGGUCUCGACAGCCUCCGCUGCAGCUGGCACACCGCCCACUGCUGAUCCUGAGAAGCGCAAACUGAUCCAGCAGCAGCUCGUUCUCCUACUUCACGCCCACAAAUGUCAGAGGAGAGAGCAGGCCAAUGGUGAGGUCCGACAGUGCAACCUUCCUCACUGUCGCACUAUGAAGAACGUCCUCAAUCACAUGACACAUUGCCAGGCUGGCAAGAAUUGUCAGGUCGCUCACUGUGCAUCAUCAAGGCAAAUCAUCUCCCACUGGAAAAACUGCACUCGACAUGACUGUCCAGUCUGCCUGCCUUUGAAGAAUGCUGGAGACAAGAGGAACCCACAGUGUGAGUCUCUUUUGGGUGCGACUGGUGCAGGUCUGAGCAGCUCCCUUGGGUCAGUCCCCGGUAGCCAACCUAGUGCUCCUAACCUCCACCCACCGAGUCAGAUCGACCCCAGUUCUAUAGAAAGAGCCUAUGCAGCCCUGGGACUCACCUACCAGGGGAAUCAGAUCCAGAGUCAGCCUUCCCAGCCCAACAUGGCCAACCAGGGCCUUCAAGGGCAAACCGGUAUGAGGCAGAUGAAUCCAAUGGGCUCAAAUCCUAUGGGAGUUAAUGGAGGUGUUGGUGCUCCUUCCCAGAGUCAACAGAGCAACUUGCUGCAGGACACUAUGAUGCACCUCAAUGUGAACAACCAGGGCCUGAUGAAUGAUGCCAGUGGGGUCGGCUCAAUGCCAACAGCAGCGCCUCUCUCCGCCACAGGAAUGAGAAAAACCUGGCAUGAGGAUAUCACGCAGGACCUGCGAAACCACUUGGUGCACAAACUCGUUCAAGCCAUUUUUCCAACUCCAGAUCCUGCAGCCUUAAAGGAUCGCCGUAUGGAAAACUUGGUGGCUUACGCCAGAAAAGUUGAAGGAGACAUGUACCAGUCGGCAAACAGUAGAGCUGAGUACUACCACCUGCUAGCUGAGAAGAUCUAUAAAAUCCAGAAAGAGCUAGAAGAGAAGAGGAGGACCCGUCUCCAGAAGCAGGGUCUUGGUCUUGGCCCUGCUGGGAUGAGUCAGCCUCCCACUGGACUGCCUCCAAAUGGCCCCAUUCCUGAACCAUCUAUUGUACGACCCUCUGGACCAAAUCAGAUGGUCAACAGGAUGCAAGGACCAGGCAUGAAUCAAUUCAAUCAAAUGGGGAUGCAGUCUAUGAGCCAGAGAUCCACUCCUCCUCUGUCUGGCAAUCAGAUGGGAAUGGUUGGACCAAGGAUGGGUCAGCCUAAUGUUAACCAGCUACAGAACCAGUAUAUGUCCCAGGGACAGUUUCCAAGUUCAGGACCAGGAGUCGGAACAACUCCUCCUGGGAUGGCCCAGUCAGGACCCCAGGGUAACAUGGCACAGACGCAGAUGGGCACUCCUCCCUCUCUCUCAGUUGCUAGUCCUUUGGCACAACCAGGUUCUGUAAGCAGUUCUGGCGGAGUCUCCACUGUGGGUCCCAUGGGUCCUCAGAGUGUUGGUGGUGGAGGUCCCAACUCAGCUGUUGGAGCCCCUGCCUCAGCAAUGACUCCUAAUGCAAACCAACAACCCAACUCCAUCCCCCAUUUAGGAGCCAUGCGCGGCAGUUCACCCUCACCAGCUCACAGUCGUUCGCCUACACCUCAUCAGACACCCCCGAGACUAGCAGGGUCCCAAACCCCUCAGCCGCACACUCCUAAUGCACCGCAGCUAGUACCACCCCACACCCCCCAGCAGAACCAGCUGGGCCAAGGCCCUGGCUCCAACAAGCCCCUUCAGCAGCCUCAUGUUGGGACUGGCUCCUCUACUCCUUCUCACCCUGGACUUGGCUCUAGCUCAACGCCGCAUGGUGCUCAGCUGCCACGCACCCCGUUGUCCCAAAAGGGUUCAUUCCAAGCGGACAGUCAAGCCCUGACUCCUGCCUCUGUCAACAGCCUAGAUACUUCCUCACAGCAGGCUCAAUCAGACACUACAGCUGCUGUCACCGAUUCUAAAGUUGAGGUCAAGCAGCAGGAUGAAGCGGAGGAGAGCGAUUCUGGCAGCGUUUCCAAGGGGGGAAAGCUCAGCAACGUAAAAAUGGAAGAAAUCCCUUUGAAAAUAGAAGUGAAAAAGGAAGAAUGUUCUGGAGAAGGAGGUAAAGGAGUUCCUAUGGAUACGUCAACAACCCCACCAACAUCAAUUGUGAAAACAGAAGAUAAAAAAACAGUAGUGAAAAAGGAGGUGAAAGAGGAAGAAGUGUCAACAGAAUCAGCUGUAUCGCAAGCUCCAGUAAAAAAGAAAAUUUUUAAGCCAGAAGAGCUUCGUCAGGCUCUCAUGCCAACACUUGAGUCUCUCUACAGACAAGAACCAGAGUCGCUGCCGUUCAGGAUGCCUGUUGACCCCCAGCUGCUGUGCAUACCUGACUACUUUGAGAUUGUAAAGAACCCCAUGGAUUUGUCCACUAUCAAGCGGAAGCUAGACACAGGUCAGUACCAGGAUCCCUGGCAGUAUGUAGAUGACAUCUGGCUCAUGUUCAACAAUGCCUGGCUCUACAACCGCAAAACAUCUCGAGUCUACAAGUGCUGCUCCAAACUGGCUGAGGUCUUUGAACAAGAGAUUGACCCGGUCAUGGAGAGUCUUGGCUACUGUUGUGGAAGAAAGCUGGAGUUUUCCCCUCAGACCCUGUGCUGCUAUGGGAAGCAGUUGUGCACUAUUUCCCGAGACUCGGCUUACUUUAGCUACCAGAACAGAUCACCACAAUUUCGGCUUAUUGCUGACAGGUACCACUUCUGUGAGAAGUGUUUUAACGAGAUCCAGGGAGAGACCGUGUCCCUGGGUGACGACCCCACCCAACCACAGACCUCUAUUAACAAAGAUCAGUUUGAGAAGAAGAAAAAUGACACACUGGACCCCGAACUGCUUGUUGAAUGUUUGGACUGUGGACGAAGAAUGCACCAGAUAUGCGUCUUGCACAAUGACACGAUUUGGCCAUCGGGUUUUGUAUGUGACGGCUGCCUGAAAAAGACUAAUAAGACAAGGAAAGAGAACAAGUAUUGCGCUAAAAGGUUGCCUCAGACAAAACUAGGCAGUUUCCUGGAGAUGAGGGUGAAUGACUUCCUCAAACGUCAGACCCACCCAGAAGCUGGUGAGGUCUUCAUCCGCAUGGUGCACGUCUCAGACAAAGUUGUGGAGGUUAAACCUGGCAUGAAAUCCAGGUUUGUGGAUAGUGGGGAGAUGUCAGAGUCUUUCCCAUAUCGAACAAAAGCCCUUUUCGCCUUUGAAGACAUUGAUGGAGCAGACGUCUGUUUUUUUGGAAUGCAUGUUCAAGAGUAUGGCUCAGACUGCCCUCAACCUAAUCAGAGACGAGUUUACAUCUCCUACCUGGACAGUGUGCAUUUUUUCCGGCCACGAAGUCUGAGAACAGCUGUUUACCAUGAAAUUCUCAUUGGCUACUUGGAGUAUGCCAAGAGGUUGGGGUACACAACUGGCCAUAUUUGGGCUUGCCCGCCCAGUGAGGGGGACGACUACAUCUUUCACUGUCACCCUAUUGAUCAGAAGAUUCCAAAGCCUAAGCGUCUGCAGGAAUGGUACAAGAAGAUGUUGGACAAAGCCGUGGCAGAGCGAAUAGUGCAUGACUACAAGGAUGUCUUCAAGCAGGCGACCGAGGAUCGUUUAACCAGUGCAAACGAGUUGCCUUACUUUGAAGGUGACUUUUGGCCCAAUGUACUAGAGGAGAGUAUUAAAGAGCUGGAGCAAGAAGAGGAAGAGCGGAAGAGAGAGGAGAACAGCACUUCCAAUGAGAGUAUUGAUGACAGUAAAGGUGACAGUAAAAAUGCAAAGAAGAAGAACAAUAAGAAGACAAGUAAGAACAAGAGCAGCCUGAGCCGAGCCAAUAAGAAGAAGCCUGGGAUGCCCAAUGUCUCCAAUGACCUUUCACAGAAACUCUAUGCCACUAUGGAAAAACAUAAAGAGGUGUUCUUUGUGAUACGGCUAAUCGCGGCCCCAAUGGCCAAUGCACUGCCCCCCAUCGCCGACCCUGAUCCCCUGAUGGCAUGCGACCUCAUGGAUGGCCGCGAUGCCUUCCUUACCCUGGCAAGGGACAAACACCUGGAGUUCAGUUCGUUGCGGAGGUCUAAGUGGAGCUCCAUGUGCAUGUUGGUGGAGCUGCAUAAUCAAAGCCAAGACCGCUUUGUCUACACGUGCAAUCUGUGCAAACACCAUGUGGAGACUCGUUUCCACUGUACUGUCUGCGAGGACUAUGACCUCUGCAUCACAUGUUAUAACACUAAGGGCCAUGAGCAUAAGAUGGAGAAGCUAGGCCUUGGUUUGGAUGAUGAGAGCAGUAACCAGACUGGUGCCACCACUCAGAGCCCCGGAGACUCACGCCGCCUCAGCAUCCAGCGCUGCAUCCAGUCUCUGGUCCAUGCCUGCCAGUGUCGAAAUGCAAACUGCUCACUGCCGUCCUGCCAGAAGAUGAAGCGUGUUGUUCAGCACACGAAAGGCUGCAAAAGAAAAACCAACGGUGGCUGCCCCAUCUGCAAACAGCUUAUUGCGCUGUGUUGCUACCAUGCUAAGUACUGCCAGGAGAACAAGUGCCCAGUGCCGUUCUGCCUGAACAUCAAACACAAGCUACGUCAGCAGCAGCUGCAGCACAGGCUUCAGCAAGCCCAGAUGCUGAGGAGGAGGAUGGCCAGCAUGCAGAGAGUAGGCAAACCUGCACCAGGAGGUGCUCCAGGUGGAAACGGCCUGCCCUCUCCAGGAGCCAACAAUGGAGCAACCGGGCCUGGUACGCCCACAUCUGUCGGCACACAGCCUCCAACGCCACAGACGCCCACGCAGGGAAACAUGCUUGCACUCCCUCAGCAGCAGGGAGUGGGUGUGGUGGGAGUGGGAGCCGCAGUACAGCAGCUUCAACCACAAGGUGCAAUGCCUCCUCAGCAUCAUCUACAGCAUCAGUUUCAGGCAAUGGGUGGAGGGGGUGUGAUGAACUCUUCCCAGCAACAGAUGAUGCCUCAGCUCCAGCAACAGCAGCCUCCCAACGUCCAGCAACAUCCAGGUGGUUUGCCACCAUACAAUCCCAGACCUCCAGGGGCCUCUCCUCUUCACCAGUCCCUGGGCAAACCUGGACUUGGCCCGGCCACCCCACCUCAGCAACAACAACAACAACCAUCCAACCAGGUUCAAGGGUCCAUGCCUGGUCAAAGCCAACAGCAAGGGCCUCCUUUGGCCGCUGUAGAGACUGCCCUAAAAAUCCUGGCAGAGACUCAGAGGCAGAUGGCUCAAUCCCAAGCUCAAAUCCGAGGCUUGGGACCGGGGGGCAUGAUGCCCCAACAUCCUCAACAUCCUCACCACCCGAACAACCAGGCCCAGAUGGUCAUGCCCCACAUAGGAGCUCAAGGUAUUCCACCGCAGGCUCAGGGAAUUGUAGGCAGGACUAUGUUAGACCCACAGCAGCAGGGAAUGCUUGCUGGUAUGCAGCAAGGCGGCCCCCCGUCUCAGUUGCCUCCUCAAGCUCAGCAGCAUCUCCAGCCAGGAGGUGGUGGGCAACUUCAACAAGCAAACCAACAGUGGGGCACUGGGGGACCAGGCAUGAACCCGCAACAAAGGCCGGGCAUGAUGGGUCACAUAGCGGCACAGCAACCGUCAGCGGCUGCCCAGCAGCAGCAACUUGGUCAGCAACAACCUCAGCCAGGAAAUCGUGGCCUGAUGCAGGUGAUGGGUGUUACAGGAGGAGCUGCAGGUAAUCAAGCGAUGCCGGGUGCUGGUGGAUCGGGAAACUUGCCCCAAGCAGCACUACAUGAUCUCCUGAGAACGCUGCGCUCCCCAAGUUCCCCCCUUCAGCAGCAACAAGUCCUCAACAUUCUCCGGUCCAACCCCACCCUCAUGGCGGCUUUCAUCAGGCAGCGAGCUGCCAGGUAUCAGGGGGGUCAAGGUUGCGCUGGAGGAGGGCCUCCACAAGGCCAUGGAGGUGUGAGGUUCCCGGGGGCUGCUAGUGGUCUACCUGGUGUGGGAGGGCCAGGACCCAAUCAGCUGGCUAACAUGGAUGGUCAGCAGGUUAGUGUGAACCAAGCAGGACAACCAGGAAUGAACAUGGCUCAGGGGGCUGCUGGAGGUGGGAAUAUACCCACCAUGGCUCAGCUCCAGCAACUCCAGCAGCAGCAACAACAACAACAACGCCCAAUGUUGCCUGGUAACCUACAGCAGCAGCAGAUGGCGGUCUUGCAGCAGCAGCAGCAGCAGCAGCAGCAGCAGCAGCAACAACAGUCUGGACAACAAAACAGUAUGUCCAACAUGACUCCUCAGUUCAGAGAACUGUUAAUGAGAAGACAGCAGCAGCAGCAGCAGCAGCAGCAGCAGCAGCAGCAGCAGCAGCAGAUGGCGAACCACGGACAGUUCCAGCAGCCUCAAGGACUCCAACAACAGCAAGGACAGCAGGGCUUCAUGCAGCCUGGGAUGCCCCCUUCCUCCCAAACCCAGCCUGGGGUAGGUUCAAGGGGCCCCCAGCAGCAGCAAGGAGGACCCCAGGGUGGUCCAGGGCAACUAGGCCAGCAGCAAAGUUACUCGGGAAAUGUGUCUCAAGUGACUGCAGCUCUCCAGCAAAGGCUGCAUCAAAUGCAAAUGCACCAACAGCAACAAAAUGCCAUGGCUGGACCUCAGGGUCAAGAUGGAGGGCCAGGUGGCGGUGGCGGCGUGCCAGGGAGUGCCCCUCUCCAGCAAGGACAAGCGGUAUCAGGGCAGCAACAGCAAGGCGUGCCACAGACAUCCCAAGCUAUGCUUCACCAGAACAUCCACCAGAGGCUCCUUCAGCAGCAGCAACACCUUGGAGGGGGUUCCCCGGCCCAGCACAGCAGCCCAAUGAGCCCACAGCAGCAAAUGGCGCAAUCCCCGCACCCCCACCUCCAAGGACAAGGGGGACUUGGUCCAGCUAGCACACUCGGCAGCCAGGUCCGAUCGCCACAGCCGUCGCCGCGGCCGCAGUCACAGCCUCACCGCUCCAGCCCGUCCCCGCGCAUGCAACCCUCCUCUCAACCUCAGCCGCAGCCUUCGCCGCAUCGCAUUUCUCCACAGACCCAGACUGGAUCGCCUCAUCCCAGUCACAUGGGCCAGCAUCACCCCAGUAUGGCACCACCCCAAACCCCACAACAGCAGCAGCAGCAGCAGCCAGGUGGUUCUGUAGAUCAGUUCAGCUCGGAUCAGAACUCCAUCAUGUCACAGCUGAGCGGGAUGGCGGCCAUGCAUGGAAGCCAAGCGGGACAGUCAGACAUGAUGGCUGCUAAUAAUAAUAAUAACAACAAUAAUAAUAACAACAACAACCAGGAACUCGCAGCGAACAUUAACCACAACACUUUGGACCUCAUGUAGCCAUCAUUCAUGCUCUCAUCUCUUUGGCCCAAUGACAAACUGCCAUUAAGUGAGAGUCUGAACUAAGGUUGUUUUUUGUUUUUUUGGCUGAGGAGGUUUUUAGAAGUUUGAAUUUUUUAUUUAAAUAUUUUUGUGAUGUAUGAAUAAGAACUGACGCUUCCUAUGGGAGAUGCAGCAUCAAAUCCUACAAGUCAAUAAAAAGAAUAAAUUAAAAGGAUGGUAAAUUAUUGCUGUUAAUAUAUAUCUAUUUUUGCCAACGUGUACAAAAUGGUGUAAGGGCAACGUUUCAGGUGGAAGAGAUUUCUUCUGUCUAUGACAAUAUUUUUGGGGGACUGAGAAUUUUUUGCCUUUUUAUGAAUAUUUUUAAGAUUUUAAAUGUGGCUAAAAAUUAAGUGAGUUGACGAGAUGUACUUUUUUUUCUAAAAAAAUAUUCAGUUUCCCUCCUGUAACCCACUCAUGAUUGUAUCGUUUGCAGAGGAAAAAAAGUAUAUUUUAUUUCUGAAUUUAUACAAUAUGUUUUUGUGAGUGGAUCAUAAAACGUUUUACAUUUUAGGUUUUGUUUCGUGGAUAGUUUUUCUUUUCAUGCACAUGAAAUGAAAUGUGUGUGGGGCACUCCGUUCUCCAAAGAACUGGCCAACUUAAAAAAAUGCAGUCGGUCUAAUUUAAAUUUGUGUACAGAUUUUUUUUUUAUUAUUCAUUUCUUUGGGGUCGCUGCAAAAGUUAGCAAAUUUUCUGUCUAGAUCCUCUGAUUCAAUCUCUCUCACACAUGUUAGUACUGUACAAAGUUCCGAAAUGUUGCAUUUACAUACUGUAUUUUAUAAUGAAAAUGAAAGCUGUACAAAAACCCUUGUGUAUAUAAUUUAAACUCCCCCCUUCCAAUUGGAUAUUUGCUGUAUGUGUACAGGAAAAACACCCAAUUACUGAUUGACUGUAUAGUAUUGAGAUCUUUCUGUCCUUGGAGGUUCAGUACAAGGUGUUGGACGCCACACGCACCGAUGCGCCUUUUUUCCAGUGUUUUGUUUUUUGCAGAGUCGACAAAUCCCACACCUGACUAAUCCUAUAACUUGCAUGUGAAAAGCCGACGUGAGGCUCGAUUAGAUUUCAAACUAGCUUUUUAUGAAAACAUGCUCACUAUUUUUCCUCAAAGGUUGCUGGGUAUGGGGUAUGCGUUUGAACUCGGUGGCAAUAUAUCUUGAGACUUAUUUUAUAAGAAAAUAAAAAAACAAGGAAAAAAUGUCUUUUAUAUAUAUAAAUAUAUAUAUAAAUCGAUAUAUUAUUUAAUUUUAUUUUUGGGAAAUACAACUUGAUGCUACAAGAAUUAUUGGAUAAAUGGUUUUGUUUUGUAUUAAAGAUAUGUUGAUGCAAAACGACACUGCAGAGAGAAGACAUUGCACCAUCCUCCUUGAAGUACAGGAAUAUAGAUGGAAACAUAGUCACUGUACAAACUGAUGGCAACUGAACAAAAUGUUUUUUUAAUCAUUUCCGCUCCAACAGAGAGAAAAAUACUGGAAGUAAGACUUAUUUAUAUAUUAAGUAUUCAAAUGGAAUUUUGACCACUUGUUUUUUUUUGUUCCUCUUGUCGACAAUUUUGGUGCUUGCUGAGAGAAAGCAAAAAUAACUGUUGCUCCAUUUUCAUUAUUAUUUUUUUCUAAGUUAUUUUGGUGGUCUGACUGUUUUUUCCAAUAAAUUAA